Messenger RNA from Gracilinanus agilis (Agile Gracile Mouse Opossum), 2094 nucleotides. It is a transcript of the gene AIFM1, whose product is annotated as apoptosis inducing factor mitochondria associated 1. Gene Ontology annotation, biological process: mitochondrial respiratory chain complex assembly; apoptotic process. The record is from RefSeq and is a predicted model, not a curated record. The coding region runs from base 79 to 1914 and encodes 611 amino acids. Gene Ontology annotation, molecular function: protein dimerization activity; FAD binding; NAD(P)H oxidase H2O2-forming activity. Lineage: Eukaryota; Metazoa; Chordata; Mammalia; Didelphimorphia; Didelphidae. The transcript has 16 exons. Gene Ontology annotation, cellular component: cytoplasm; mitochondrion.
GGUGGGUAACGGGUCACUUGCUGUGUGAGGAGGCGAAGAAGCAGUUGCGGCGGGGCGGCAUCGGCCGUUGCUGUAACCAUGCUCCGAUGGGGAAGCGCCGCUGCGACCGGGUUGGGACAGAAACUGGUGCCUUUAGUACAGACUAUCUGCGUCCGUGGCCACAAGCAGAAGAGCCGAUUCCCAGGCAACUUGUUGCAGCGAUGGCAUAUUCCUGUAGAAUUCCAGAUGACAAGACAAAUGGCCAGCUCUGGUGCUCCUGGGAACAAAAUCAAUAAAUCAAUGUUAGUCCUUAUUGUGGGCUUAUCAAGCAUGGGAGCUGGUGCAUAUGCCUAUAUGACAGUGAAAGAGGACCAAAAGAGAUAUGAUGAGAGAAUUUCAGGAUUAGGACUGACCCCAGAAGAAAAAGAGAAAAGGGAUAGCUUAAGUGUUCCAGAGACCGGGGCCCAAAUCAAGGCACCAACUCAUGCUCCUUUCCUGCUGAUUGGUGGAGGCACUGCAGCGUUUGCUGCUGCUAGAUCCAUCCGUGCUCGUGACCCUGGGGCUAGGGUCUUAAUUAUAUCCGAGGAUCCUGAACUACCAUACAUGCGCCCCCCUCUUUCCAAAGAACUGUGGUUUUCAGAUGAUCCAAAUGUCACAAAUACACUUCGCUUCAAACAGUGGAAUGGAAAAGAGAGGAGCAUCUAUUUUCAGCCACCUUCUUUUUAUGUAUCUGCUCAGGACCUGCCUCACAUUGAAAAUGGUGGCGUGGCUGUCCUAACUGGCAAGAAGGUGGUACAGCUGGAUGUGAGGGACAACAUGGUGAAACUUAAUGACGGCUCUCAGAUAACUUUUGAAAAGUGCUUGAUUGCAACAGGAGGCACUCCAAGAAAUCUUUCUGCUAUUGAUAGGGCUGGGCCAGAGGUAAAGAGUAGAACAACACUUUUCAGAAAGAUUGGAGAUUAUAGAUCCUUGGAGAAGAUUUCAAGGGAGGUCAGUUCGAUUACAGUUAUUGGUGGGGGCUUCUUAGGUAGUGAACUGGCCUGUGCCCUCGCCAGAAAAGCCCGAACUUUGGGCACUGAAGUGAUUCAGCUCUUCCCAGAGAAAGGAAAUAUGGGGAAGAUUCUCCCUGAGUACCUCAGCAACUGGACCACAGAAAAAGUCAGGAAAGAGGGGGUUAAAGUAAUGCCUAAUGCCGUUGUGCAGGCAGUUGGUGUCAAAAGUGGCAAGUUGCUCAUCAAACUGAAAGAUGGCAGGAAGGUAGAAACCGAUCACAUUGUUGCAGCUGUGGGCUUGGAGCCCAAUGUUGAAUUGGCCAAGACUGGUGGUCUAGAAGUAGAUUCUGAUUUUGGGGGCUUCCGAGUAAAUGCGGAGCUCCAGGCCCGCUCUAACAUCUGGGUGGCAGGAGACGCUGCAUGUUUCUAUGAUAUCAAGUUGGGGCGUCGACGGGUAGAGCAUCACGACCAUGCUGUCGUGAGUGGAAGACUAGCUGGAGAAAAUAUGACCGGGGCUGCCAAACCAUACUGGCAUCAGUCAAUGUUCUGGAGUGAUCUGGGCCCUGAUGUUGGUUAUGAAGCCAUUGGUCUUGUGGAUGGUAGUUUGCCCACAGUUGGAGUUUUUGCCAAAGCUACUGCAAAAGACACCCCCAAAUCUGCAACUGAACAAUCAGGGACUGGUAUCCGUUCAGAGAGUGAGACAGAGUUGGAGGCCUCCGACAUUGACAUCCCACCCAGCGAUGCUAAGACCCCACAGAGCCUCAUAAAGGGGGAGGACUUCGGCAAAGGCGUUAUCUUCUAUCUCAGGGACAAAGUCGUGGUGGGGAUCCUACUGUGGAAUAUCUUUAACCGGAUGCCAAUAGCAAGGAAGAUCAUUAAGGAUGGAGAAGAGCAUGAAGAUCUCAAUGAAGUAGCCAAGCUCUUCAACAUCCAUGAAGACUGAAGUCUCCAAAAAUGUGAGCAAGUGGAACCUGGGAGUAACAAGCAGCAGCAGGCAGGCGAGAGGAGUGCUAAUUUACAUCUGACUCACACACCUCCCAAGUCAUAUUUGUUCUUAUGUACCCCAAGUUCACUGUGAAUUGUUUCAGUCAUCCAGUGUUAAAUAAAGUUUAUUUCUUCUCAA